AUGGACAGCAAACGAGUGUUACGGAUGCAGGUACUUCACCCUCGCAAAGCUUCUCUGGACUCCACGCUCACGCAACGCAGCACGAACUCCCAAAACUUAGACGAUCACACUUUUGCAACGGCAGACCUCGCCUGCGAGAACUGUUUGAACCAAGGUCGACCGACGUUUGGUGUCUCCCACGGUCCCCUCAACCCACCAGCGCCCGUGUCACCGGCACUGGCUUCCAGUCGGCAUGACAGCACGCCUUCUAGUUGUGAGCAUCCUUCACUCAACGCUGGCUACACCCUGCUUGGACUCCUAACAGGACCCAACACAAUCCCACCAGGAGCACGAACAGGCGUCAGCUUGGGUCCUGUUGCAGAUAUUAAGAGGGCUGCAAGAAACGGCGACGUCAGGGCGCAGCAAGCAGUCGAGCAGUGGCGGAGGCUCGAGGAAGCUGGCACAGUGAAUACCGGACAAGGGUCACAGGAACAGAACGUUGUAUUUCAAGAUACUUCGCCCCCGGACGAACCGAUCGAGAUACCGGAGCGAAAAGUCGGAGAACGGCGUCACAUCAACAGCGGCGUGUUUGUGUGGAAUGGCUGGAGUUGGGAUGUUGAACGGCCGCCGCCUACGGCCAGUAACGUGCGCUCACGGCAGGCGUCAGCUCAAGGUGGAGAUCGACAGGUUGGAGAGCAGCUCCAAUUCAACGGCGUGAUGUAUACUUGGACCGGUUCGCGUUGGGAUGCCGCAGGAUAG
Molecule: messenger RNA, 738 nt
Organism: Saxophila tyrrhenica
Lineage: Eukaryota; Fungi; Ascomycota; Dothideomycetes; Mycosphaerellales; Extremaceae
Exons: 1
Coding region: 1-738 (245 amino acids)
Source: RefSeq, a predicted model, not a curated record